This is a messenger RNA of Helicoverpa armigera (cotton bollworm), 1470 nucleotides long. RefSeq lists its product as uncharacterized. Bases 120 to 617 code for a protein of 165 amino acids. NCBI's taxonomy places the organism in Eukaryota, Metazoa, Arthropoda, Insecta, Lepidoptera, Noctuidae. The transcript has 3 exons. The record is from RefSeq and is a predicted model, not a curated record.
ACAUACACCACCGCGAACUGCAAAAUUUUACUUUACAAUAUUUAUAAAAGCUACUUUACAUUGUUAAUCAGCAAUUUGUUUAAUAAAUCUAAUUUAAAAAGUAACUAUCAGCCGUAACCAUGGGACUGCCAACGUAUCCCGAAUGCAGCAUGAAGAGAGAAACUGCUGAACUCGUUUUCAGUAAGGAAAUCGCCGACGAGCUAGGCAGAGACUUCCGCGUCCUGCCUGUAUUCGAAAAAGGUUUAUUCGAUUACAAAUACAGAAGGUUUUACUCUCUGAAUACCAACAAGCUGCUCGGUUGUCGCUGGUCGUCUUACGUCGACAAUUUCAGUUCGCGCGAACUCGCUCCGUUUCAAUUCAUUGAUAUAAGAGACUACCACUUCUUCAACUGCGUCAAUCGCCUCAAACCCUCGGAAACUAUUUACAAAAAGAAAGAUUUUCGUUAUAAACUGAAGCCGGGGCCAGGCGUGGACUAUGGCGGCCAAAUGCCGAUACCGCAGGACUUGCUCAUGAAGCGAGGGGCAAUUAAAAUUAAAAAGCAACCAAGACAGUCUAAGAAAGAUGAGGAGUUGAGUGAGACUAAAAGCGAAGUUGGAAAAACUAAGGCAGAAGAAUAAAGGAACGUUUUCAAUGCUAGCUGACGUCUGUCGACUGCCACGACUGGGGCACGGUUCCGCUAAUUUUACUCAAGCGACAUACGAUUCACAUCUGACUGAGAUCCAACCACGACUCAAUUACGAUUGAAGUGUAUGUAGCAUUCCGCUAUUUUCUUUUAAAACCUUUUUAUCCGUUUCUGUGAUUCAAUACUUAAUCAAAUUAUUUAUUGUCUGCAAAUUAUUUACGAUUGCAAUAUGAUUGUAGAGCAAACUACCGUAUGCACCAAAUGGCAGACCAAUCGAAUGUCAUCGGAAUAAGAUUGGUCUUUUAUUAGUUGUAGAAUGCCCGAUAUGGUUAAAACUGCUGUUGCGAUUCAAUUUUGACAUUAUUAACUUAGCAAAGUCGGGUCCCUGGUUUGUAUGUAUUUACAUGAAACCGUUUUGGAUCGAAGCGGCAGCAGCAUGUGCAGUCGCUGCCAGAUAUUGGCAGUUACAGUCGACAGCAAGAAUUUUAAAAUGUACCUUAAAUUAGUGUAACCUUAAAAAUUAAAUUUUCAAGUUGUGUCCUAUGAUAGGACAAAAAUUUUCACAUUUGUUUUAAAGAAGUUUGAAAAAUUAUGUACUAAUAUUUUCGUAUAGUGAGAGAGAACACAUAAGAGAGUGAUUUCUCUUUCUUAUUAUUACAAAAUCUGUUCAUGGUAGUGUGGCCAUACUAAAAAAAGAUGAAAGCAUCGGGCCAUAUUAAAAAAAGUAAUGUUAUUUCAUAUUUUUUAAGAUUAUUGAUUUAUUUUGAUACGCAUAGGUAGGUAUGUAUUUUAAGCUUUUUUUAAGAUAUGUAGUCUAGAUGUCAUUUAGUUUCGUAUGUAUUAAUUUA